This is a messenger RNA of Myxozyma melibiosi, 354 nucleotides long. RefSeq lists its product as uncharacterized. The coding region runs from base 1 to 354 and encodes 117 amino acids. The transcript is spliced from 2 exons. The record is from RefSeq and is a predicted model, not a curated record. NCBI's taxonomy places the organism in Eukaryota, Fungi, Ascomycota, Lipomycetes, Lipomycetales, Lipomycetaceae.
AUGUUCUCAUCAACUCUUCUACGGGCAACUAUCCGCCAGCCAGUCUCAUCUACUCUGCUUUUGCGGAGCUUCUCGUCUACUGUGCGCGUGCAGAACGCAGCGGUUGCGGCCGCGCCUGCUCCGUCGGCUGCCGCGGCUGCCGCGCGUGCGCGCAAGCCUGUGGGAGGAUUUCGAGGAGCGAUCCUUGGCUUCUUCAUGGGCACUACGGUGACUGGAUUGGUGGGAUACUUCUACGUCUUGGAUGUCUACCGCGAUUCAAACUCAUUGCUUCUCGAGGAUCUUGUGGAGCUGCAGCGUCAUGUUUCGAAGGUGGAGACACAUAUGAAGACGCUCGAGAGCGAGAUGAAGAAGUAG